Durio zibethinus is the source of this 1843-nucleotide messenger RNA. RefSeq names its product LOB domain-containing protein 38-like. Lineage: Eukaryota; Viridiplantae; Streptophyta; Magnoliopsida; Malvales; Malvaceae. The record is from RefSeq and is a predicted model, not a curated record. Gene Ontology annotation, biological process: regulation of gene expression.
AAAAUAAAUCCUGAAAAUGAAAGGCUAUAAGUUAUCAAUUUCCACUCCAAUUGAGAUGUUAAUAAAAGAAAAAAAAAUAAAGGAAUCCGAUGGUGGAGCGACAACCAUUCGCGGAAACAAGGAGCCGCUCGCGCCCAAGACUUUGGAAUGUAUCAUAUAACGUCUAAACUCCUUCGCCUUUCCCCGAACAGGACGACACGUCCCCCUAUAAACGCAUCCACCCACUACCAAACUAACCCAACCACCCAACCCUUGAGUUUGAUUUCAACCAUUUUUCCCCUUUAAAACCUCCCUAAAUCUAUUCCUUCCCGACCUUAAUCUCUCCCUUUCUCGCGUCCUCUUGCUCUUUGCCAACCCAUUUCCAUUUAACCAUUUUUUUUUAUAUUUUGUUUCUUGUAACCUAAGUAACAGUCAGCUCGGUAGGUAAGGCAGACAGAGGAUGCACAGGGUUUCAUGUUAAGAGAAGAAAAAGUAACUUUUGUUGUUUCUGUUGAACUAUGAGUUGCAACGGUUGUCGAGUCUUACGAAAAGGAUGCAGCGAGUUUUGUAUUUUACGUCCUUGUUUGCAGUGGAUCCAGAGUCCUGAAGCACAAGGCCACGCUACUAUUUUUGUUGCCAAGUUUUUUGGUCGUUCGGGGCUCAUGUCUUUCAUUUCUGCUGUUCCUGAAUCUCAACGUCCUGCUUUGUUCCAAUCACUGUUGUUCGAAGCUUGUGGGAGAACAGUGAAUCCUGUGAACGGAGCUGUUGGACUUUUAUGGACAGGAAACUGGCAUACCUGCCAAGCGGCAGUUGAAACUGUCCUACGAGGAGGAACUCUACGGGCGAUGCCUGAACUUAUGUCUCCGACACCAUCAUCCGAUGAAGCAUCUGAAGCUACGUGUACUGACAUGUGGAAGUUGCAAGAAACAGCAACAAAUCUGAAUUCAAACUGUCGGUUUUCCAAUAUAAGAUCCAAAGUUUCACCUAAGCGUAAUAGAGUUGAAGAAUUCAAGAAAGUACAACCGUCCAAUCUAGAUCUUUGCUUUACUCCAAGUUUUACAGGCAAGCGAGUGCCUGAUAACAGACGACCAGGGACUCCGUCAAUGAACUCGGAGGAAUCUGUCACGACGACAUGUUUUGAAAGUGGGUUUGCAGAUCAGCAUGGACAAGGCAAAGGAGCAGAUAAAAAAUUACUCAACUUGUUUGUUUGAAAAGAAAAAAUGAAGUCUUUUUUGGUGAAUCUAACGCCGAAAUGAUCCAGCUUCGCUUUAAUAUUCUUCUUUUCUAUCACCGCCAUUCCUUUUUUGGGGUUUAGAUUAUUUUUGGCGUACUUCUGGUAAGGAUUUUUCCAGAAAUGAUUUUUCAGGCGAGUUAUUGUAAAUUACUGGCACAUGGGAUUUCUCUCUUUUUUUUUUGUUUAUUUGGUUAAUUAUAAAACUGGGAAAGAGAGAAAAAUGAUAGUCUGUCGGUGAUCCUUAAAAUCGGCCUUUUUUGCUACUACUGCAUCAAAAUCUUCUUCUUCUUCAUCAUCUUUGUGCUUAGUCAUGAGUCAUGAGUAUGACUGUAUGACAUGAAUAUAUCAAACUUAUUUCCCCCUUUUUGACAAGUUUCCCAAUUUAUGAUCUUGGAUUUUUUUAAGAAUUAAAAUGAGUACGCCCUGCUAGAUCUGUAAUUAACCCGAAUCAUAUUCCAACCAACCAAUGACAGAAGAUAGUAUAAUAUAGGCAAAUCAACCAGAAUUAGUUGGAAAAAUAAUUUGAAGUUUGUAUCUUCAACCAGGUCUUUCAUAGCUUAAAGUAACCCAGAAGUAUAUAUCCUGUUCCCGUCCUGUCCUUGUACUUUCAAAUAAAAACUCAUUAACAUA